Messenger RNA from Manduca sexta (tobacco hornworm), 971 nucleotides. Its product is annotated as glutathione S-transferase 2-like. Gene Ontology annotation, biological process: glutathione metabolic process. Gene Ontology annotation, molecular function: glutathione transferase activity. The record is from RefSeq and is a predicted model, not a curated record. The transcript has 5 exons. The coding region runs from base 218 to 838 and encodes 206 amino acids. NCBI's taxonomy places the organism in Eukaryota, Metazoa, Arthropoda, Insecta, Lepidoptera, Sphingidae.
GACAUUUUUAUGAUUACAGAUGUAUAAUGGCAUAUUAAUUUAUCCUUGACCGUAGCUUAAUUAUCAUAAUAAAAUUACUUAACCGCCAAAAACCUGUAUGAUCAAGUGUUAUGGUUCAUUUUUAUCAUUUGUUGUCAGAUCGUAGGGCACCUCAGACAUCGGUGUGGAUUGGCUGUCAGUUAACAUUCCCUCGCCGAAGUCAACGCACGCAUACAAGAUGCCGAAAGUCGUGUACCAUUACUUCUCGUGCAAGGCCCUGGGAGAGAGCGGCCGCAUGCUGCUCGCUUAUGGCGGCCAAGAGUUUGAAGACCACAGGAUUCUGUCGGCAGACUGGCCCGAUUUCAAGCCGAACACCCCAUUCGGUCAGAUGCCAGUGAUGGUCAUCGACGGCAAGAAAUACGCACAGAGCACCGCCAUCUCGCGCUACCUCGGCCGCAAAUACGGACUCGCCGGCAGCAAUGAGGAGGAGGCCUUCGAAAUCGACCAGAAUGUCGAGUACCUACACGACAUUCGUGCUAAAGCCGCUGGUGUGUUCUACGAGGCUGACGAGGCCCUGAAGGCUAAGAAACACGAGGACUUCGUCAAGAACGUGUACCCUGACAUGCUGAAAAGGCUCAACGCCAUCAUUGAGAAGAACAACGGACACAUUGCCGCUGGAAAGCUGACAUGGGGUGACUUCGUGUUCACCGGCAUGUUUGAAUAUUUGAAGACCAUGCUUCAAAUGCCUGAUUUGGAAAAGACCUACCCAGUCUUCAAGAAGGUGCAGCAGGCGGUCCUUUCGCAGCCCAAAGUAAAGGCUUACGUAGACCUCGGCAGGGAAUACGAAUACCAAUUCUAAACAACUUUAGCACUAAGUACCUAAAAAAAGAUCUAAAACACCUAUGGUUUAAAACGGCAUUUGUGAUUGUCUCUCGCAUUAACACUCGGUUAUUUUAUUUGUUAUUGAAUUAAAUUUUUGUUAAUAAAUUGUG